AUGUACGGUACAACCGCGAGGAAGGGCGUGGAUCAGAGACAAAGGGCAGUGCAGAUGACGCUGCCAGUGUUGCUGCUGUUAGCCCUGCCGGUUAUUUACACUGAAGUCCUGCUAAACCAAAGUCUGGAGGACAGAGUUCCUAAGAUCACUGCUAACCGAUCAACAAACCAAGCUCUUCCAACUCCUCCAGAUAUUGAGGACAAGCUGGACCGGGUGCCCUCAAUCAAGUUUGAUAAAACCAACCUGGAAUGGCAGAUCUUUAAUGGCUCUCUUCCCAACGGAGCUGUGUUCAUCAACAACCAAUAUGUUGGACGCUUCGACUAUGUCUGCCAAUUCUUUGGCCAGGCUGGUUUCUACAACCAUGGCAUGGGUCCUUACUGCUACUACACCUUUAGAGGGAAAGAGUAUGUUAGCUCUUUACUUUGGCCAUUUGAGAUCCUGGUAAACAAAGACAACUUUGAGUUAAUGGAAUGGAAAGAUGGCUACUCCGGUUCAGUUCCUCAGAAUGCUGUUGAGACCUGCUCUGGUUGCAAUAUAUAUGUUGGAAAGAACGAGUAUGGUCUUGGGAAGGUUGUUGUUAAAGAUAAGGUCUUCUACCUUCCGUAUGACGGAGAUGAGUAUUGGUACUACAGCUAUCAGGUCCUGAGCAUUAGCAAAGAUAUAUACAGCGAGGACAUGUCUGAUGUCAAGUAUAAGACUGAUGGGGUUAAAGUCAUUGAUUAUCCUCCAGAGAUCAUGCGCAAGUCUUUCAUCACCAACUAUGAGUGUCAGUCAGUCACAGCGACAGCUACCGUCUCAAAGACAAUCCAAGUGGAGCAAACGUGGGACACCAGCUUUUCAAUCACAGUGGGCGUCAAGACGAGCAUCACUGCCCAAAUCCCCUCAAUCCUGUCCACAGGUAUUGAGUUUAGUGUGGAAAAAAAACUCCAGUUUACAGAGGGGACCACUUAUACCGAAUCCACCACCAGCUCUGUUUCUGUUGAGGUCAAUGUCCCACCAAACCACUCCUGCCGUGUCACUUUGGUGGGAUAUAAGUACGGGGCAGACAUCCCUUACACUGCACGCCUCAAACGCACCUACAACAAUGGGGGGAUCUCAUGGACGUCCAUCUCUGGAAACUACAGCAGCGUCCAAAUGGGAGAAGUCCGAGGUGUGGUGGAUCCCUGUGAACCUGUACCUGAUCCCACUCCCUGUCCCUGA
Perca flavescens (yellow perch) is the source of this 1200-nucleotide messenger RNA. Its product is annotated as natterin-3. The record is from RefSeq and is a predicted model, not a curated record. The coding region runs from base 1 to 1200 and encodes 399 amino acids. The transcript has 3 exons. NCBI's taxonomy places the organism in Eukaryota, Metazoa, Chordata, Actinopteri, Perciformes, Percidae.